Hermetia illucens (black soldier fly) is the source of this 3960-nucleotide messenger RNA. RefSeq names its product ATP-dependent translocase ABCB1-like. The record is from RefSeq and is a predicted model, not a curated record. Gene Ontology annotation, molecular function: ABC-type transporter activity; ATP binding; ATP hydrolysis activity. The transcript is spliced from 21 exons. Lineage: Eukaryota; Metazoa; Arthropoda; Insecta; Diptera; Stratiomyidae. The coding region runs from base 1 to 3960 and encodes 1319 amino acids. Gene Ontology annotation, cellular component: membrane. Gene Ontology annotation, biological process: transmembrane transport.
AUGACUAAAUCGGGAAUAGACAUUUCUUUGCACCCAUUGCAACAGAAUAUACUUCAAAUGGACAAAAAAAUAACUAGAAACAUGACUCCGAGAGCACUUGAAGGAGUCAAAUAUGGCCGAACAAAGGGGCUGACCAAAUUUGGACCGAAGGUGACGGAGCAGAAUCGUCUUCAAGGAUCGCGUCAUUUUCAAAGAGGACGGAGAAUGGUCAACCAUCCUCUAAAAUCAAAUAUGAAAAAAAUGCUCCAAAAGGAUGUACAAGAGGGAACCCCCCCUUCUGUAUCAUUCAUCAGCUUGUAUCAGUAUGCCACCAACUGGGAAAAGUUAAUCCUUGUGGCUGGACUAAUUGCCUGUUCAAUUACUGGAUUAUCACAAGCGUUCACGGCCUUGAAUUUUUGUGAGCUUGCAGACGCUAUGAUACAUUAUGGCAGCUUAAAUGAAACAACUCAACAGAAUAAAGACCAUUUUAUGGAAAAAGUUAUUCGAUUUCUCAUACGUGACGGGCUGGUUGUCGUAUCUUAUCUGAUUUUCAAAUAUGUUGCGAUCGUGGCUUUCAAUUACGCAGCUUGCAACCAGGUACUGCGGAUGCGUCGACUCUUCUUCCGUGCUAUGAUGAAUUGGGACAUGGAAUGGUACGACCUUCAUGAAAGUGGCGAAUUGGCGAGUCGAAUCAAUGAAGAUCUGGCGAGGAUCGAAGAUGGGAUCGGUGAAAAAGUACCAAUGUAUCUGCACUACAUCGUCGCCUUUGUUUCUUCGCUAAUUCUAUGUUUCUUCUACGGUUGGGAGCUUACUUUGGUGUGUCUAGCGCCUGUGCCGAUAUCAUUAUUAAUUCUUUUCUUUCUAACUUCAAGGACCGCCAGGCAGACAAAAGCUGCGUUCAACGCCUAUGCGCAAGCUGGAGCAGUUGCGGAAGAGGUUUUCAGUGCAAUUAGGACAGUCCAUGCUUUCGAUGGUAAAGAGAAGGAAAUUGAACGCUAUAAUGAGAAAAUAGCCAACGCCGCGAAGGCCAGUCAAACUCGGGAGCUAUACUCUGCUCUUUUAAGUGGACUGCAGUGGACGCUCUUCUGCCUCCUGAAUGCCCUGGGAACCUGGUACGGGAUGCAACUGCUUGUGAAGCAAAUGCACUGGGACCCAUCUGACAUUGUAUACACCCCAAAAACCAUGUUUAUUAUUUUCUACACAAUUUGCGUCUCAGUAUCACAUAUAGCCCUUUCCUCAAUAUUCAUCGAAAGUUUUGCCUCAGCCCAGGCUGCAGGUGCAAAAGUUUUACACUUAAUUAAGCAAGCUUCGAAAAUUGAUCCCUUGGGCAAUCAUGGUCUUAGGCCAGCCACCUGUAUGGGCAACAUAUCCUUCCAGAACAUUCACUUCCAAUAUCCAAGCCGACCCGACGUAAAGAUCCUGAAUGGUUUUAGCUUAUCCAUACGGAGAGGUGAGUCCGUUGCAAUUGUGGGCCACUCGGGAUGUGGUAAGUCAACUUGCAUACAAUUACUCCAACGUUUGUAUGAUCCAAGCGAAGGUGAAAUUUUAUUGGAUGGAAUCGAGAUUAAAUCGCUAAAUGUAAAUUGGUUACGAGAAAAAAUUGGUGUCGUGGGACAGGAGCCGGUUUUAUUUGGAACGAGCAUUUACGAGAAUAUCCGAUAUGGGCGAGAAAAUGCUGGAAAGAAGGAUAUUGAAGAAGCUGCAAGGGUUGCAAAUGCUCAUGACUUCAUUGUGAAGCUACCCCAGGGUUACAAUACGCAAGUUGGAGAACGUGGUGCUCAGCUCUCAGGAGGUCAAAAGCAACGAAUCGCUAUAGCCAGAGCUCUCGUACGAAACCCUGAUAUUUUACUACUGGAUGAAGCAACUUCUGCGUUGGACAUUAAAAAUGAAGCUAAAGUUCAAGUAGCCUUAGAAAGGGCUAGCAAAGGAAGGACCACAAUAAUUGUAGCCCAUCGCCUGUCAACCAUUCGAAACGCCGAUAAAAUCGUUGUUUUGGACAAAGGACAGGUCGUUGAGAUGGGGUCACAUAAUGAGCUGAUGAUGAAGCAUAGUGUUUACUAUAACAUGGUGACAAAUCAAUUGAACAAGGAGAUGAAUUACAACAGCCCCGAAUCGCCUCUCAUCAUAACAGAGCUUGAUGAAGCCGAUGAUGAAUCCUCUGUUCAUGUUGAUGAGACACCCGAAAAGGAGCCACCGAGUGACAUACUCAUGAAGCCGGCUACUACCCUCCAAAUUUUAAAGAUUCAUCCAACUGAUUGGCCCUUGUUGGUAUUCGGAAGCAUAGGAGGAUUCCUUGGGGGAGCUACAAUUCCAUUAUUCGCGGUUGCCUUUGGCGGCUUCCUAGGAGCGUUGGUUAGCCGAAAUGAAGAAGAACUUUUGAAAGUCGGAGAAAAAUAUGGGAUUUUUUGGUUGGCACUUGGACUCUUUGUUGGCGUAUUCUUCAUCCUUCAGAAUUUUUCAUUAGGACUAGCUGGAGAGUCAUUAACUAAAUAUUUGCGGAGUCUAUGUUUCAAAACAAUGCUAAACCAGGAGAUCGGUUGGUUCGACGAUAAAAGAAAUGGAACUGGAGUGCUUUGUGCUAGGUUAUCUGGAGAAACUGCAGACGUUCACCAGGCGAUGGGGUCCCGAAUCGGCAACAGUUUUAUGUCUCUUGGACUUAUAACCAUAGCCUUUCUAGUAUCUUUAAUGUAUAAAUGGCAAAUGAUGUUAAUAGCAGGAGUAUUUAUGCCACUGAUCUACGCAACAAUAUGGGGAGAAAAGAAAGUAAGACACCGUGAAACUGUAAUGAAGGCCAGCGCUUUGAGAUCAUCAACAAAGCUUGUUGUGGAAGUAAUAGGGAACAUUCGCACAGUCGUAGCUCUAGGCCGACAAAAGUUGUUCUGCAAUAAAUACAUGGAUCUGCUCAUCCCCGCUGCCAAAAGACAAGAGUUCAACAUUCAUAUUCGUGGAAUCUGCUAUGCCCUCACGACUUCACUGACAACCAUGAUUUUUCUUCCAAUGAUCUUUUAUGGUUGCCAUCUGAUUUUGAAAGGGGAGCUUUAUUUUGGGGAUGCAAUCAAAAUUGCUCGAUGUUGGAGCACGGUAACAGUCAUGGUAUCCAACCAAAUGGCAUACACGCCAAAUGUUCAACGGGGGUUGUUGGCAGCAGCAAACAUAUUUGGUCUAUUGAAACGAGAACCAAAAAUCGUAGACACCGAAGAGUCCUAUCGAAAUACAAAACAAAAGUCAAAAGGGAACGUUAAAUUCGAGGACGUAGAUUUUAGCUAUCCAACCAACCCCGAAGCAAAAAUCUUGAAUGACUUAAACCUAGACGUGAAUCAAGGACAAAAUAUUGCUCUUGUAGGACCGUCAGGAUGUGGCAAGUCGACAUGCAUUCAAUUGCUCCAGCGAUUUUACGAUACCAACCGCGGGAAAGUAUCAGUUGACGAAGAGGACGUGCGCUCCUUGACGCUACGAAAUUUACGACUCGAAAUGGGAAUUGUAUCGCAGGAGGCGUCCCUGUUCAAUCGAACCAUAGCAGACAAUAUUGCAUACGGGGAUAACACGAGAAAGGCUUCAUUCCACGAAAUCGUUGAAGCAGCGAAAAAAGCAAAUAUUCACAAUUUCAUAGUAACUUUGCCUGAGGGGUACGAGACAAAAGUUGGAGACAAGGGUACGCAGCUUUCCGGUGGACAAAAACAACGGAUAGCUAUCGCCCGGGCGCUAAUUCGAAAUCCGAAAAUCCUUUUAUUAGAUGAAGCCACCUCAGCUCUGGAUAUUGAAAGUGAAAAGGUCGUACAAGCAGCCCUGGAUCUCGCUAAGAAAGGUCGAACCUGUAUAACAAUAGCCCAUCGACUGGCAACCAUUAUGGAUGCUGACGUAAUUUACGUUUUAAAAGAUGGACGAAUUGUCGAGAAUGGAUCACAUAAAGAGCUCUUGGAAAUGACAGGAAUUUAUUAUGAACUCUACAAGUCGCAAAGGACUCAUAACGCUUGGAAAUAA